Molecule: messenger RNA, 825 nt
Organism: Prorocentrum cordatum
Lineage: Eukaryota; Dinophyceae; Prorocentrales; Prorocentraceae
Source: the annotation of a GenBank genome assembly
AUGGCGAGGCGGGGCUCUGCAGCCAGCGCAUCCAGUGGGCGAUGGACAACAAGUUCGCGGGGCAGGCGGACGCCUGCUCCCGCGCCCACGCUCUCGCCCUGGGCCAGUGCGAGGUCUGCUCCGGCUGCACCUUGCGGGAGGCGGGCUGCCUUGGCGCGGGGGCUUCCAGGAGACGGAUGCCUCGACCAGCGCUACCACGACCACAACCCCGAAGUUCAGCUGCAGGAUGGGCUCUCGCCCGGCCGCGAGGGCGCCCAUGCCCUGUGGUCCGAGGCGAGGCGGGCGUGGUGCUGCGAGAACCACGGCCUGGGCUGCCCCACGAAGACGCAGUACGACUGCUCGGAGGACUAUUUCGACUGGGAGAGGCUGUGGAGCGAGGAGAAGAAGGCGUGGUGCUGCAUGGCGAAGGGGCGCGGCUGCCCCGCUUCGACGACAUCCACGCGGCCGCCGCGGAGGAAGUCGGCCGAGCAGCCCUCCUCUGGCGACGAGCUGUUCAAUUGCACGGCUGGCUACGCCCAGCGCGAGCAGGGCUGGUCCGAGUCCAAGCUGGAGUGGUGCUGCAGGCACAAGACCAUUGGCUGCUCGGUCUGGUCCAGCGCCGGCCGCAAGUUUGGCAUGGUGGCCGUGGAGGCUGCCACGAGCCCAGGAGCCCCAGCGGUGGUGGCCCGGCUGCCGCCCCUUGUGCCCCGGCCCGCGCCCGUCUGCUGGGCUGCGCCGCGGUGCUGGCGCGCCGCCUCCCUGCGCUGGGCGCACGGGCGCCGCGCAGCGGCAGUCCCCGGGCGCGACGGCGGGCGCCCGAGGAGUACGCCGCGCUCGGGCCGUUGA